Messenger RNA from Leishmania braziliensis MHOM/BR/75/M2904, 5562 nucleotides. RefSeq lists its product as hypothetical. Lineage: Eukaryota; Euglenozoa; Kinetoplastea; Trypanosomatida; Trypanosomatidae. Gene Ontology annotation, cellular component: plasma membrane. The transcript has a single exon. Gene Ontology annotation, biological process: transmembrane transport. Bases 1 to 5562 code for a protein of 1853 amino acids. The record is from RefSeq and is a predicted model, not a curated record. Gene Ontology annotation, molecular function: transmembrane transporter activity.
AUGAGCGCUGUGGAGAGGAUAAAGGAGUCACGUAAUGGCGAGGGCUUUUCAAUGUGCGACCCGGUUCUCCCAUACGAUCAGAGCAAGCUUGGGAUGCAGGCUCGUCGCAUCGCCGCGCAGGGCAUGCUGACGGCUGGCAAACUGCGCGCUCUGGAGGUGCAACAGUCUGGGGGCAGGUUUGGCGGCACGGACCGCGGAUAUCCUCAGCAGCCGGUAGCGCAAAGUAUCUCCGGGAGCAGUGCACGGCCCAGCCCCUACUCGACCCGAUACCCAAGUACUUCCGGCAACACACCCGUAUCCAUGGCGUAUGACAAGGGAUUUAGUGCGUCACCGCAGCACUACGGCCGUACCCCUUCAGAGCAGUUGACAUGGCGUCGCGGCGGCUAUGUGCGGUCUGUUGCCGGUGGCAGUCAAAGCAUGGGUGGUGGGCGCCAAGCUGUGACUGCCUCACCUACCUUGCGCGUCAUUACAACUUCGGAGACGGUGACAGGGGGAGGUGUCGGCAACACCAGCAUGAACAACACCUCAGGCAGUGCAUCCUUCCGCACCCGUGCUGCGAGUGGAGGCAUCCUGAGCUCGCCGGGCAGUGUCGACUCCAAGCCUAGUGUGGCCGAGCAAAAGCUCAGCAACUUCUUCCAAGGAAAGUCGCAGCAGACUAUCAACAAGAGCCUCUAUGCGAUGGAGUCGUCGAGUGGUGGCGUGGCAGAGUCUUCUGCCUGGAGCGGUGGUGCAGCGGUAUCGCUAUGCGGCACAGUCAAUCACAAGGGUGCAGCAGGAGGAGGAGGCGGUGGCGGUGGCGGCGGCGGCGGUUCAAGUGGUUCUCCGAGCAGUAAAGGGGGGCCUCGAAAAAUGGUGAAAGUUCCUCACAGCGAUGACGAGAAGAAUCGAGGGUACAAGUGGGAGGACCCGAAGAAGAAGAAGAUGGUUACAGAAGGCGAUGAUGACGAGCAAGACGAGCGUAAUUCCCGAACUCGUAACAUCGACGCCCUGCACGCCAUUCCGUGGGAUCAGCGACAGCAGCUGCCCGUGAGCGGCUUCGGCACGCGCUUCUUCGCCUUGCUGAACACGCCUCGUUUUUGGGAAAAGCUGGACUGGACAGUGCGCGCUUCCCUUCUGACAGUGCUCCCCACCAUGGUGCUGUCGCUCGAGCCUUCGACGUCGCCCAUGUUCCCGUUGCCGUCUUCCUUGGCGUUCAACGCCUUCUGGAUCACCAUGCCGACCUUUGGCAGCGGCCUGCGUGAGCUGAUGAUUGCCUUGAAGGGCUUCUCUUUCGGCCUACUGUUUCUCUGCAUCAUCGUAGGCACGCACCCGGGCCCCUCGUGGGAGAGUCUUCUUUUGCUCUUCUUCUUCACCCUCAUCUCCUCCUUCGUGGCAGAGGAGACGAAGAAGACGGCCGCGUACGUGUUGGCGUCGACAAUCAUGCAGUACAUUGUGGACCCCGUCGGUACAAACUUCGACUACAUCCGGCAGUACUACAUUGGCCUGCUGAUUGGCCUGGCCUUCGGUACGGCCGGUUUUCUAGUGCCGUUCAUCCGCUGGUCGAGCGACAUUGCUCGACACUACAUCAAGGCUAUGGGUAACUCGCUCAGUAUUGAUCUGCAGGGGACGCUGUCGAGCUUCUGGGUGCGCACCCCGCUGGAGCGCGAGCUGAACGUUGUGCGUCUGCGCCAACUGAGAGCCACGGCGGAGAAGUGCCUCAGCAAGAUCGAGACGGCGCUGGAAGAGUCGGGGUAUGAGCCGCACACCGGGGCGUACAUGAUGUGCAUGGUGAACCGCUUCAACUUCUGCAAGUCUAUUCACAACAUCCUUGGCUCCUUGAGCCACGUCAUCGAACUGAUCGCUGACAACCCGAGCUUGAUUGAUACACCGAUGUGCACGACCUUUGGCGAGCAGAUUGGCGACGACCUCGCCGUUAUCUCGUCCGCAAUGGACAGCAUGGUGCUGAAGAUUGUCGACUUCACGCGCAUUGUGACGCCGCAGGAGAUCCAGUUUUUCCGCGAGGCGCGCCAGCGUUUCCAGGAUGCGUUGUCACGCGUUCGAGAGGAUGUCAUUUUGACGAAUGAGAACUAUGAGACGGACGAGUCCGACGUCCUUCUUGGUUUCUUCAUGUUCAGCGUGGACGAGAUGUGCGAGGUGAUUAGCCAGUUCGAGGAGACAGCGCACCCGCCCAACACACUCUGGAAUGCGAUGUUGUUCCCGGUGCGGGACGUGAAGAGCGUCAUUGCUGCCUUUCGGAAUUUGGGCAUCACAGUUGUGCGUCGCCGCACGAUUCCGCGUCGCAUGAAGGAAGCGAUCAAACUCUCACUGUGCAUCGUGCUGCCCUGCAUCUUUCAGGUGUAUGCGUUGGACAACGACUCGGUGAGCCCUGCGGCUGGCGCUGCGGUGAUUGCACUCAUUUACAACCCGACCGGUUCCGAGAGCUUCCACUACGCCUCUGGGCGUCUGCUAGGCACGGUACUCGGCUCACUGGGAGCGCUGCUCUCUGUGCAGGUGGCGAGUUCUCGCUUGUGGGUGCUGUACAUCUUCAUUACUAUCCUGUCCUUUAUUGGCGCGUACGUGCAGUCGGCCCCGGGCUUCUACGCACUGGGCAAUGCGAUCGUCAGCAGCACAAUUUCCGUCUGCACCCAGUACCAAAAUGGAAACGCCGCAAUGGUGCGCAUUCAGCAAAACUGCUUCGCCAUAUUGAUGUACUUUGCGAUCGCGUGCACUCUGUGGCCGAUGCAUGCGCGCACAAAGGUGAGGAUGAGCCUGAACAUCACGCUGCGGUGCAUGCGAGAGGCCAUCACACGCAUGCUGCGCAAUCUCGACAUGCCGUACGACGCAAACGAAGUCACCGCCGACGUCUCGGCGCUGCUGAUUGAGAUGCACAAGAAGAUCCGCACGCAGUCCCGCUUCAUCCCCGGCGCGGUGGAAGAGCCGACGAUGGGCUCCGUCGAGUACCCGGAGGACUCGUGGAAGCGCAUCGUGGAGGCAGAGAAGAAGCUGUGCCUGGCGCUCUCAAUGAUGUGCUUCGCCUACAAUACAUUCAUGUCCGGCCGCGCGGACUCGACCACCGAGUUGUCAGUACACUGGGUGGUGCUGCACCGCAUCGCCCCGCACGCGCAGGACCUGUCGGACCUCAUCUAUGCUUCCAUCGACCUUUAUCUUCUCUCGCUCUCCAAGAUGACAAUCGUGCCCACGUCACAUAUAACACGACUGCGGGUGGGCAUGGUAGACGCUCAUCAGGCCAUCCUCGAGACCUAUAUGGCUACCAUCUCUCGCAAGGUGGCAGGCGAACAGGACGUGGGCGAGGAGGGGAAGGAGGAGGACAUGUACGGCAGCAACUUUUACAUGAACGACGAAGAAUACUACGACUACGGCGGCAGCCCGCAUCUCCCGCCAACUAGAGGAGCACGCUCUUACAUGAAGAACAUCAAUGGCGACGGCGGCUCAGCUGCGGGCGUCGACGACAAGCCUAGUGGGAGGGAUGGCGACCACCCUGCACCUCCGCAACAGCGACCGCAGCGACAGCAAAGCGAGUACGACCACGGGCACGACCGUGGAAACCACAGCUCUGGGGACUCGACGGACUCAUCUUCCUCCGAGAAUGCCGAGUGUGACGGCAACGGCAACAAGCGCCCCCACAAGAGGACAGCGAAGGGUGACGACGGCAAGAAGAAGGUGGGGUACUUAAGCUACGAGUUGACAGCAGAGGAGGCUGCCGCGCUGCGUGCCUUUGUAGCGAACCGCGUGAGCAACGCCACCUUUGGCUCCAGGAAGUCCAUGAUGGUCAACAACGCCACCUUCAGUGGCCAGCCCGCGAGCGGCGUUUCUGCCGCUGCUACUGCUGCCGCUGCGGCUGUGUUGGGUGCAAGAGGCUCGAUAACCAUGUCAGGGUCUCCCCCGCACUGCAACAACGAUGCCCGCCUCAUGGCUGUCACAGGCAACGACGUCGGGCUGGCGGCGUCGCUGCGCAAGAAGCACAAGGUCAUGGUGAAGCGCGGAAAGGGCGAGGAGAACGACGGCGAUGUUGAGGGGCCGCCAGGGUCGGAAGGGUCACACGAUGAGGAAAAGGCUAAAGGCGGCCGCAGCGACGCCGACAACGCUCCCGGGACCUUCCUCUCCAAUGCAUCGUUCUUGAACAGCUCCUUCAGGAACGCAUCCCUUCUUGGCAGCCUUUUUGCGAGGAAGACAAAGGAGCCACGCGACCUCGACACGGUGGAGAUGCAGCAGCCCCGUGCAGGGCGUUCGCGCGGGUCGAGGAGCACAUCGUCUAACUCGAAGGGGGAAUCCAAGAAAAAGAAGCGGCAACGGCGUCGCUCCAGCAAGCAGUGCGAGGAGAGUGACGGUGAUGGCAGCGGUGAGAGCAUCAGCCAGCACAGCACCCCACUCACCUUCCCGACUCACCACUCUCACCUCGGUAUCGUGGGAAGCGAUUUCAGUGACAUUGAAGACGAUCCGAAACCGCUUCUUCGGAGACGCCUCUCCACCAAGGUACUUCGCUUGAGCGAGACAGGAGUGGAUCCCAAGGACGCCAAGGUGGAUGAAUGUCUACCGAUGGUGCACUCGGUGCCGGUGGAACUACCUGGUGGCAACGGUUCAGUGCUGAAUCCACUCGCUGAGGAUAGCGGUGCAUGUGAAGGUGCCGCUGGUGCCGAGGGCAACCCGCUGCCAAUGCCCCAGCCUCCAUCGAUGGCCUCUGGACGCGACUCUGCUGCGGAGCUCGUUGCGGUGCAUAGGAACGUGGACAGCGCUGGGACAAGCCUGCAGCAGGCGAGCAACUUGACGGCCGAGCAGCUGUGCACUGUGGCGGAGGCCACCUCAGGUACCCUCUUCAGUGGAGAUGAUCCGGCCAUGGCCGCUGCAUCGCUCAACAACUCCGGCGGCGCCGCCACCAUCGUGGCUCAUGACCUCUCGCAGUCUCCUAGACUGCCACAGUGCAGUAACAACGUCACCCCAGAGGAUCACAAGGACUCACCGCCGCGUACGUGCAGUGGCGCCGAGGAGGGAAAGAAGAAGUGCGAAGACCGCGACAGAACUCGCCACAUCAGCAGUAACGAGAAGGCGGUGCCUGACAGGGAUGGUGAGGAGACCGCGCACAACCGCACCGGGGAGAACCAGCCGCACGGCAGAAGCGACGACACCCCGGGCAAGGACGGAAGAGCUCCAGGCAAGACAGGCGAGAAUCAGAAGGACGCCAGCGGUGCUGUGGUCAGGGACGAUCAGCUGCUUAACAACAACACCACGACUCAUCGAAGCCUCGCUACCCUCGUCAUGCACCCACCAAGCGGGAUGGGACGCGACUCUCUCGACUCUGAGGGUAACUGUCAGCGCGCUGCGGUGAUGCUCAACCCGACCUGCGACGGAGAUGGCACCAGCGUGACCCCGUCGGAGGAUGGCGAGAUACUCAAUAACCUCUCCUUCUUCGACGCCGAUAAGGGCGAGUUUGUGCUCACCAAUCACGAUAUUCACUCCCUCGAGGCCUUUCUGUUCGGCACACGCGCCCUCAUUGUGUACAUCAACGAUAUGCAAAAGGCUUUGUUGGAGAUGCAGCACGCCACAGAUUUGGCAAGGUGGCUGUAG